AUGGCCGGCACACGGAAUUAUGACUUCCUGAUCAAACUACUGCUGAUCGGAGACUCCGGUGUGGGCAAGUCAUGUUGUCUCCUACGAUUCAGCGAAGACUCCUUCACCCCAUCAUUCAUCACUACCAUCGGCAUCGAUUUCAAGAUCCGCACGAUCGAACUGGACGGAAAGAGAGUGAAACUGCAAAUCUGGGACACAGCAGGCCAGGAGCGCUUUCGCACGAUCACGACGGCGUACUAUAGAGGCGCCAUGGGUAUUCUCCUUGUCUAUGAUGUGACAGACGAGCGAUCAUUCCAAAACAUUCGGACGUGGUUUUCAAACGUCGAGCAGCACGCUAGCGAAGGUGUACACAAGAUCCUUAUUGGAAACAAGUGUGACUGGGAAGAGAAACGAGCGGUUACUACCGAGCAAGGCCAGCAGCUUGCCGAUGAACUCGGUAUUCCUUUCCUUGAGGUGUCGGCUAAGAACAACAUCAACAUUGAGAAGGCGUUCUACAGCCUUGCAUCGGAUAUCAAGAAGGGGAUGGACACAUCCAAGACUGAACAAUCGGGUUCCCAGGGGGUGAGUAUAGACCAGCAGGGCUCGGGUGUGAACGGUAACUCCGGAGGAAAGUGCUGUUAG
Molecule: messenger RNA, 621 nt
Organism: Penicillium antarcticum
Lineage: Eukaryota; Fungi; Ascomycota; Eurotiomycetes; Eurotiales; Aspergillaceae
Gene: srgA
Product: Rab family GTPase srgA
Exons: 3
Coding region: 1-621 (206 amino acids)
Biological process (GO): protein localization to plasma membrane; protein secretion; regulation of exocytosis
Cellular component (GO): endosome; plasma membrane
Molecular function (GO): GTP binding; GTPase activity
Source: RefSeq, a predicted model, not a curated record